Molecule: messenger RNA, 348 nt
Organism: Megalobrama amblycephala (Wuchang bream)
Lineage: Eukaryota; Metazoa; Chordata; Actinopteri; Cypriniformes; Xenocyprididae
Product: acanthoscurrin-1-like
Exons: 1
Coding region: 1-348 (115 amino acids)
Source: RefSeq, a predicted model, not a curated record
AUGCUCCAGGGGCAGGCUGGAGGGGUUCUGAUGUUCCAGGGGCAGGCUGGAGGGGUUCUGAUGUUCCAGGGCCAGGGUGGAGGGGUUCUGAUGUUCCAGGGCCAGGGUGGAGGGGGCCUGAUGUUCCAGGGCCAGGGUGGAGGGGGCCUGAUGUUCCAGGGCCAGGGUGGAGGGGGCCUGAUGUUCCAGGGCCAGGGUGGAGGGGGCCUGAUGUUCCAGGGCCAGGGUGGAGGGGGCCUGAUGUUCCAGGGCCAGGGUGGAGGGGGCCUGAUGUUCCAGGGCCAGGGUGGAGGGGGCCUGAUGUUCCAGGGCCAGGGUGGAGGGGGCAUGUUCCAGGGCUCAACUUGA